Molecule: messenger RNA, 1321 nt
Organism: Ostrea edulis (European flat oyster)
Lineage: Eukaryota; Metazoa; Mollusca; Bivalvia; Ostreida; Ostreidae
Product: tyrosinase-like protein 2
Exons: 3
Coding region: 14-1207 (397 amino acids)
Molecular function (GO): oxidoreductase activity
Source: RefSeq, a predicted model, not a curated record
ACUCACUUAAGUCAUGAAGGUUCUGUUGAUUAUUGUGCUAUUUCUAACGCUGGUAACAGAUUCUGUGCUGUCAUUGGAUGAAGAGCUCCUUGAUCCCUUUGGCUGCAAUGAAACGUUGUUUGAUACGAAAACCUGUCACCGAGUAUCCUACGAUUAUUACUGCACGAUUUCCAGAUCUACCCAGGACUGGUUCCGUGAACUUUAUAACGAGGCUCUAGCCGACGGUCCGCGCACCCGUAAGGAGAUCAGAACACUGGAUGAUGCUGAGAGACAGGCGUAUAUUGAUGCCGUAGUUGCUCUAAAGAACGACAAAAGCGUGUGGCCAAACAAAUAUGACGCAAUCGCAAUGAUCCACACCAAUCGAACAAUUUGUUCUGUUCAUAAGGGAACCAACUUCUUGGGAUGGCACAGGGUCUACCUCUUAAUAUUUGAAGCAGCUCUUCGUCAGAAAAACAAAAACGUGGCUCUACCUUACUGGGCCUCUGUCAUAGACAAUUACAUGGACAAUCACCCGAUACCAAAUAAUUCUGUCAUUUUCACAGACGUAUUUCUUGGAAAUAGCGACGGAAUUGUACGAACAGGCCCCUUUAAAUACUGGAAAGAUCUUGAAAACUGUACACUUCAAAGAAGCCCGAAUUUCAAUAACUCUAUGCGAUUAAUGUCGCCAAAUAUAAUUGACACAAUCCAAAAUAACUUAUCAGUACAUCACAUGAAACAGAUAGUUUACGACGAAAAUGACGAUUGGACCACUCUUGAAGGACAGCACAACCACGCCCACGACUGGGUGGGUGGUAUGAUGUCUAUUCUGGACGAUUCGCCGCGGGACCCUGUCUUCUUUUUACAUCACGCUUUCAUCGAUUACACAUGGACAAAAUUUAUUAGAAAACAACAAAAAUUGUUCGUGGAAGAAGAAUAUGAAAGUGUCGGCCAGGAUGUAAAACGACAUUAUCCUAACCGAACAAUGGACUGCUUCUAUUGGCUGAGAAAUGUCGACGGUCUUGAUCCAAAAUUGGCGGCGAACGUCAUUUAUGAAGAUUCUCCGGAAUGCCCGGAUUGCGGACAUUCCAAAUACCUGAAAUGUGAUGCCACUUUCAAUAUAUGCAUCCCUGAUGACAAAACAGAAACAGCGGGCACAAAUCGUGUCUACCCGCUGUGGCAGCUACAUGUGUGUCUUCUCUGUUCUCUGUUUUAUCAUUUAUUUUUGUGAUUUUGAGCACUAAACCUCUUUGCGUCGUGGCAGAAGUAUACUCAUACUCUUAGCUAUGUCAAUUUAUAGUGAUUGAUUGUUAUUGAUUGAUUGUUUCAUUAAAUAUAAAUAUUC